This is a messenger RNA of Uranotaenia lowii, 501 nucleotides long. Its product is annotated as cuticle protein 19-like. Gene Ontology annotation, cellular component: extracellular matrix. Lineage: Eukaryota; Metazoa; Arthropoda; Insecta; Diptera; Culicidae. Bases 109 to 456 code for a protein of 115 amino acids. The record is from RefSeq and is a predicted model, not a curated record. The transcript has 2 exons.
AAACAGACUUUGAUUGGUAUAAAAGAAUUGCAUUUCGAUUCGGUUGGUAUCAGUUAGCCUUUGAUUGUACUCUUAACAACUACUCAAAAAACUCACAGGAGAUCCAAGAUGUUCAAGAUCAUCGUCCUGGUUGCCUGUUUGGCCGUCAUUGCCUCUGCCCAGUUUUAUGGAGGAGAUCACGGCCAUCAUGAGGAAGAUCACCACAGCCAUCCGAAAUACAAGUACGAGUACGGAGUCAAGGAUCAUCACACCAAGGAUCACAAGAGCCAGUGGGAAAGCCGAGAUGGAGAUCACACCAAGGGUCAAUACACCCUGGAUGAAGCUGAUGGAACCCACCGUGUUGUGGACUACACUUCCGACCACAAGGGAGGAUUUCAGCCCCAUGUCCAGCGCAAGGGUCAUGCCAAGCAUCCACAUCAUGGAGAGAGCUACGCCAACAUCCAUCAACACUAUUGAAGACCUAUUGCUCAACUAGAAACUUAAACGUUGACAGUUUGAUUA